Molecule: messenger RNA, 655 nt
Organism: Drosophila eugracilis
Lineage: Eukaryota; Metazoa; Arthropoda; Insecta; Diptera; Drosophilidae
Source: RefSeq, a predicted model, not a curated record
CUAUGUGCAAGUAGUCCUUGGCCUAAAAAUCUGUAAACAAAUCAAACAAAGCCGAGCGAGAUAUUCAACGAGCAACAAGGUAAACUAUGAACUGGAAAUUUCUUAUUUGGUGCCUGCUCGGCUACUCUUUCGUUAUUGCGAUCGAGGCCAAAUGUCUGCGGGGCACAGGCCACAUGUGGCAGCAGAAGCCUCCCACUGGCACAGCCAGUUGCAAUCGACCGUCAUUACAGCCCGGCAAUGCAACGGCAAUGGGUAAGCCAGCUAGGUCUGCACUCGACAUGGCAGCAACUACAAUGGAAACAGCAUCAGAUCCGGAGGUUGAAGAAACCGUAGUAACUGCCCCUCCUGCGGUGAUUCUGGCCAACUAGGCCGAAUGCGCCAGCCGCCGGACGGCAAGCAGUUGCAGCAAGCAGCCGGAGCUAGUGCUGGAGCUGGAGCCGGAAUCGAAGCCGGAAUUCUUUGAAUCCGGUCCGGAGCCGGAGGUGCCUAAGCCCCGGACUGUUACACUGGCAGUCGGGGAACUGACAGUUUUCAAACCAACUGGGUGAGAUGGCUUCAUCAUGGGAUUAAUCUGGCUGCUGGGACGGGUGAUUUAAUCCUGAUAUAUACACAGACUGGCAUAUAUUUCAUAAGGCAAUAAAGUUAGCCAAGCCAA